Molecule: messenger RNA, 609 nt
Organism: Aureobasidium subglaciale EXF-2481
Lineage: Eukaryota; Fungi; Ascomycota; Dothideomycetes; Dothideales; Saccotheciaceae
Exons: 4
Coding region: 1-609 (202 amino acids)
Cellular component (GO): mitochondrion
Source: RefSeq, a predicted model, not a curated record
AUGGCUGCAUCAUUGACAUCCAUCCCGCGAUUCCUAUUGCCUAGACUAUCAUGGUCAUCUCAGGCCCAAGACCACCACUUUGACACACUGAAGUUUGUCCAGAGGUUGCAAGAUGAGGGCUUCACGGAGGAGCAGGCCGUGGCCAUGAUGAAGGUCUUGAGUGAUGUUGUCGAAGAGAGUAUCCAAAACCUCACACGAACCAUGGUACUUCGUGAAGACCAAGAGAAGGCAACAUACACGCAGAAGGUCGACUUUGCCAAGCUGCGCUCUGAACUGCUAUCGGCCGACUCUACCGAAUCCUCUUUGACACGUGCCUCACACGAACGCCUCACCAAUGAUCUGGCCAAAUUGAACUCCAGACUACGGGACGAAGUUCAGCGUACGCAAGCAUCAGUGCGACUGGAUCUCAAUCUCGAGAAGGGCAGGAUCAGGGAGGAAGCGAACUCGCAGGAUCUCAAGAUCAAAGAGACCGAGACGAGGAUCGAACAAGAAGCCGCGGCAUUGAGAGAACGCCUUGAGGCAGUCAAGUUCUCGACAUUGCAAUGGCUAAUGGGUGUAACAACGGGUACUGCCGCUAUUAUUCUCGGUGUGUGGCGCUUGCUCAUGUAG